GGGGAAUAAGUUUUAAGAAACCCUAUUUCCCUAACUUUUUACUACAAGCACCCUUUGGUACACGCGGCAUAGUGGCAUUUCUUUUUCAGACAUAUCCAGAAGCUUCCAUGGUCUGUCUUCACACUAUAAUAUAUUUCCCCUUCUCUGUCUCAUUUUCAACAUCAUAGUACCAAUUGCACUGUGCCAUUCUAAUUUCUAAGCAUGGCUGAUUCGUCCCUGAGAACCGUGCUUGUUACUGGAGCUGGGGGUCGCACAGGACAAAUAGUGUAUAGAAAAUUAAAAGAGAAUCCAAACCAGUAUAUUGCCAGAGGUCUUGUUAGAACAGAAGAAAGCAAACAGAAAAUUGGUGGCGCAGACGAUGUUUUUGUUGGGGACAUCAGAGAUGCUGGAAGUAUUACUCUGGCAAUUCAAGAUGUAGAUGCUCUCAUAAUUCUCACAAGUGCAGUUCCUCAAAUGAAGCCUGGGUUUGAUCCAACAAAAGGUGGAAGACCUGAGUUCUAUUUUGAUAAUGGUGCAUAUCCUGAGCAGGUUGAUUGGAUUGGGCAGAAAAAUCAAAUAGAUGCUGCUAAGGUUGCAGGAGUGAAGCAUAUCGUGUUAGUUGGGUCUAUGGGUGGAACAAACCCUAAUCAUCAUCUGAACAGCUUGGGAAAUGGGAAUAUAUUGAUUUGGAAAAGAAAGGCUGAGCAAUAUCUAGCUGAUUCCGGUAUUCCAUACACAAUCAUACGGCCUGGUGGCUUGCUAGAUAAAGAGGGAGGUCUUCGGGAACUAGUUGUAGGGAAAGAUGAUAUGCUUCUUCAGACUGAAACCAAAACCAUACCUAGAGCUGAUGUUGCAGAAGUCUGCGUUCAGGCACUAAAUUUUGAGGCGGCUUUAUUUAAGGCUUUUGACUUGGCAUCAAAACCUGAGGGAGUAGGUACACCAACAAGGGACUUCAAAGCCUUGUUUUCCCAGCUUGAGUCUCGUUUUUGAAUUUGAAUGCUGUUGUCAUGGUCAUUUGUGCUAUGCCAUUUGGAGCAAAUUACUGUCUUGAAAAUAAUGUUCAAGAUUGUCUAUACUGAAUUAGAGUCAAUAGCAUUGAGAAUAUGUCGUGUCUUCGUGUUUUUAAUUCCUUAUUAUUUCUUUUAAAGACGCUUUUUAAUUACAUUUAUUUAAUUAGACUGGAUUGUAGCGUUCAUAUCAUCUCACAUACUCUUGGGAGCUGAAGUGGACUUGUACAACCAUUUUUUAGUU
Messenger RNA from Abrus precatorius (Indian licorice), 1230 nucleotides. RefSeq lists its product as uncharacterized. Gene Ontology annotation, cellular component: chloroplast. Gene Ontology annotation, molecular function: oxidoreductase activity. The transcript has 7 exons. NCBI's taxonomy places the organism in Eukaryota, Viridiplantae, Streptophyta, Magnoliopsida, Fabales, Fabaceae. The coding region runs from base 202 to 969 and encodes 255 amino acids. The record is from RefSeq and is a predicted model, not a curated record.